This is a messenger RNA of Stereum hirsutum FP-91666 SS1, 879 nucleotides long. Its product is annotated as NAD-P-binding protein. The record is from RefSeq and is a predicted model, not a curated record. The coding region runs from base 1 to 879 and encodes 292 amino acids. The transcript has 4 exons. NCBI's taxonomy places the organism in Eukaryota, Fungi, Basidiomycota, Agaricomycetes, Russulales, Stereaceae.
AUGUCCAACGCGAAAUUCAGCAUCCAAAAACUCUUCGACGUCGAGGAUUGGGUCGCCGUCGUCUCCGGUGGCGGCACCGGCAUCGGCCUCAUGAUCGCCCAAGCCUUCGCCAACAACGGCGCACGCGUCUACAUCCUCGGCCGGCGCGAAGACGUGCUGAAACAAACCGCAGAAACGCACGGGAAGGACCUCGUACACAAGUCCGGGAAGAUCAUACCACUCGUGUGCGAUAUCACGGAUAAGAAGAGUCUGGAGAGGAUGGCGGAGGAGAUUGGGAGGAAGGAGAAGAGGGUGGACGUUCUUGUGAAUAAUUCGGGGAUUAGUCAGGGGUCGAGCAGUGUGGAGAUUGGGGACGAGAGCGCGGGGAAGUUGAGGGAUGAGCUUUGGAGUGAGAAGUUUGAGGAGUGGGAGGAUGUGUAUAGGACGAAUGUUAUUGGUCACUUCUUCACCACCGUCGCCCUCAUCCCUCUCCUGUCUGCUGCUUAUAAGCCCGGCCACUCUGCCGCGGUCAUCAACAUCACAUCCAUGAGCGGUAUCACUCGCACAUCGCAGCAUCAUUUCAAGUACAACGUCUCCAAGGGAGCCGCUAUCCAUCUCUCCACCCUCCUCGCUCAGGAGUUGCGUCGUCCCGGUGUGAACGUCCGCGUCAACAACAUCGCACCCGGUAUCUUCCCGUCUGAGAUGACUACUGACGAGUCGGAUGAGUACAACAAGUCGAACAUCGACAAGGCAGGAUGGGCGAAGGAGAAGGGCGUUCCUGCAGGUCGUGCCGGUUCAGACGAAGAUAUGGCGCAGGCUGCGUUGAUGCUUGCCGUCAAUCAGUACGCCUAUGGCCAGACUGUCGCCAUUGAGGGCGGAUACCUCCUCGAACACCCUUGA